AUGACUACACCGAAAUGUGGGGCCCUGGUCGUGGGCGCUGGUCCAGGCGGCACAGCGGUCUUGGGAGGCUUGCUGGAACAGCAGCUAGGCAAGAUUGCCUGGGUUGACCCCAGCUUUGAGUCAGGACGAGUUAAUAGGAAAUACCGAGAAGUUCCUAGCAACACAACGGUAAAACUAUUCCAGACCUACAGCACUGUUUGGGAAUCGUUUAGAACCGUGGUCGAGAACGCGCCAAAGCCCAAUGCAUUCACGGUCCUGGACAAGCUGGAUCCAAAUAAAACCUGUCGUUUGCAUUAUGCAGCCGAUAUGGUCCGCGGUCUUACAGAUGGCCUUAUGAAAAGAGACGAUGUUUUGCCUUGUCGUGGAUUCGUCACAGCAGCUAGCUUGAUUGAUAAGACACCCGAGGCUCCAAAAUGGAUGGUCCGUGUCAAGCAAGAUGAUUCGUCCGACGAGCUCGAGAUCGAGGCUUCUCGCAUAGUGCUUUGCACUGGCUCCCAUCCUACAAAGACUCCUCUUCCUGUUUCGGGAUUAGAUAUCGAAACUUUGGAUCUUGAUCUCGUUCUUAAGCCUUCUUUGCUUGCAGAGUCUCUUCCAUCAGACGAACCCAUUACCAUCGCCGUUGUAGGCGCCUCUCACAGUGCUAUCCUCGCCCUCCUCAACUUCGUUGAACUCGCCAACACUUCUCACCCACAACUACGUGUCAAGUGGUUCACCCGUCAUCCUCUCCGCUAUGCAGAAUACAUGGAUGGUUGGAUCCUGCGUGAUAACACUGGUCUCAAGGGCCACGCAGCAGAAUUCGCUCGUGCUGAGCUAGAAGAUAAUAAGCUUGCGACCUCACCUGCGGGUAAAAUUAUUACCAAGAUUGACUGCUCUGGCGGUCCAGAGCGCGAGACUGCUCAAUAUCAUGCUCAGCUCCCUGAUUGUUCGUACUUCUGUGCUGCAGUUGGCUUUACCAAAGAUCCUCUGCCACAUCUGACCAAGGAUGGUGCUCCCCUUAACAUGGAGUUUGAUCAUGAGACGGGUCGUUUCCAUGAGCGUGGGAGUGACUCAGUAGUGCCUGGCCUAUUCGGUGCCGGUAUUGCUUUCCCAGAGCGUGUCAUCGAUCCUUAUGGCAAUGUCGAGCUUGCAGUCGGCUUCUUCAAGUUUAUGAAGUUUCUGAAAAGGGUCAUCCCUUCCUGGACCGGUGCUUGA
Penicillium angulare is the source of this 1191-nucleotide messenger RNA. RefSeq lists its product as uncharacterized. The transcript is spliced from 3 exons. The record is from RefSeq and is a predicted model, not a curated record. NCBI's taxonomy places the organism in Eukaryota, Fungi, Ascomycota, Eurotiomycetes, Eurotiales, Aspergillaceae. Bases 1 to 1191 code for a protein of 396 amino acids.